AUGUUGCUCGGCUGCUAAACCGGAAAUUUUCGCCUCAAGCUGGCGUGGUUGGGAAUCCAAGAUGGCGGGCGCCAGUGUUGUGGUACCUCGCAAUUUUCGCUUGCUCGAGGAACUAGAAGAAGGCCAGAAAGGUGGUGACGGUUUAGUUAGCUGGGGCCUGGAGGACGACGACGAUAUGAACCUAACGACAUGGACCGGUAUGAUCCUUGGUCCUCCAAGAACUGUUUAUGAAAACAGAAUAUAUAACCUGAAGAUAACCUGCGGUCCUAAAUAUCCAGAUGACCCACCUAAUGUGCGGUUUAAAACAAGGAUAAACAUCAAUGGAGUGAAUGCUGCUGGUGUCGUUGAUCCAAAAUCGUGUAAGGUAUUAAAAAGCUGGUUGAGGAGUAAUACAAUAAAAACUGUCCUACAGGAGUUAAGGAGAAUGAUGACCCUUAAAGAGAACUUAAAGCUUACUCAGCCACCAGAGGGAAGCACGUAUGAUGGACAUUAAAUGAAACUUGGCCUUUCUUUAGAUUCUUCUGCAAAUUACACUUAGUAGCAGUUCCCUUUGAUGAAGAAAAAGUGGAUCAAUGUUAUUAUCUUUGCAAAUGCCCACCCCCCCUUCCAUAAGCCAACAACAGUCAACUGGUAGCAAGUUAAGGUUAAUGUUGGGGUUAGGGGAGGGGUGGGUGAGUAGUUGCCCACAUAGUGAUAUUGAGUAACUUUGCACCCACCCCUCCCAUAACCCAACAACAGUCAGCUGAUAACAACUUAGGGUUAAUGGUGGGUUAGGGGAGGGGUAGGUGUGCAGUUGCUAACAGACAUUGAGCAACUAUGCACCUACCCCUCCCAUAACCCAACAACAGUCAACUGAUAACAAGUUAGGUUUAAUGUUGUGUCAGGGGAGGGGUGAGUGUGCCAUUGGUCAACAAACUGACCCUGAUCAAAAAGAGUCGUGUAAAGCAGCAAGCAAUUCUCAGGUAUCUUGAACAGUAUUCCUACAGUGCAUGUUUCAAGUCAGACUUGUGCACUUGUUAGAUAAACAAAUGCAUCAGCUAAUUUAGGUGCAAAUGUGUGAUGGUCCAAGGAAUUUCUUUCUCCCCUUUUAAACUGAGUUACACCUCAUUUUUGGAAUAUUUUCUCUUUUUGUGGCCCAUGGGCAGUGGUUUGUUAGAAUCUUAAAAUGUAACCUAGAUGUUAGUGCAGAGCUGCUUGUCUUGACUACAUAUGUUUUCCAAAUGUAAAAUGAUGUCAGCUUUAUUCAUUUGUAAGUAACAUUUAGCUUCUGGUGUGCUUUAUAGUACUUUUACUGACCUCAAGUCUUGUAUUGACUCGCAUGUAAGUGUUUGAUUGUUGUAAUAAAGUGAUCAAUUUCUUUUCCAAUGUGGCAUUUAGAGUGCAGCAAAAUAAAGGAAGUUUAUGACAAA
Molecule: messenger RNA, 1409 nt
Organism: Stylophora pistillata
Lineage: Eukaryota; Metazoa; Cnidaria; Anthozoa; Scleractinia; Pocilloporidae
Product: ubiquitin-conjugating enzyme E2 variant 2
Source: RefSeq, a predicted model, not a curated record